Megalobrama amblycephala (Wuchang bream) is the source of this 4746-nucleotide messenger RNA. It is a transcript of the gene herc3, whose product is annotated as HECT and RLD domain containing E3 ubiquitin protein ligase 3. Lineage: Eukaryota; Metazoa; Chordata; Actinopteri; Cypriniformes; Xenocyprididae. Bases 246 to 3386 code for a protein of 1046 amino acids. The record is from RefSeq and is a predicted model, not a curated record. The transcript is spliced from 25 exons. Gene Ontology annotation, molecular function: ubiquitin-protein transferase activity.
UAUGGCUCUGGGCUGGUUGACAGGUGUCACGUGAUCAGUGACGCCGUAAUCUGAGUCGUAACUUCCUUGUUUUUGUCGGAACCAUUAAACUGAAACCAUUUCAGUAAUAUACGGACAAAUAAACAGGAGACGAAAUGCAUUUUACCAGAUCCGUCAUUUCCAGGCGGAGACGGCAAGGCGGUACAGCCUAGGAGCUCUCCCUUAUUCCGGAUCCUUCCAUCUGUCUCUCUCUUUAUGUGUGAAUCAUGAUGCUGUGCUGGGGAAGCAGUGCCUCGGGUCAGCUGGGCAUCGGUGCGUCAGAGGCGUCUGUCUUUGAGCCCAGGAGCUGUUGCAUGUUCGAUGGGAGGGGUCUUAAAGAAGUGGCAUGUGGAAGCCAGCACUCGCUCUUCCUGUUGCAUGAUGGGAGCGUAUACACCUGUGGCUCCAACAGCAGCGGUCAGCUGGGCCAUGACAAGCGAGGAUGCAGGCCAGAGCUGGUUGGAGCUCUGGAUGCUCAGAAGAUAGCCGGCGUGUCGUGUGGUCAGGCUCACUCUCUGGCGGUGAAUGAGCAGGGGCAGGUGUUUGCCUGGGGUGCUGGAGAAGGAGGGCAGCUCGGUCUGGGUACGGCUGAAGAGGCGGUUCGUGUGCCCAGGUUGAUUAAAAAGUUGUGCGAACAUCGAAUCUCACAAGUAAUGUGUGGCAACCAACACUGUAUAGCACUUUCAAAAGAUGGUCAGUUGUUCGUAUGGGGAGAGAACUCCAGUGGUCAGCUGGGUUUAGGGAAGGGAGAGCCGAGCACUCUGUCUCCUCAACCGCUCAAAUCUCUGUGUGGGAUCCCGCUGGCUCAAAUCAGCGCUGGAGGAGACCACAGCUUCGCCUUGUCCCUCUCUGGAGCUGUGUUCGGCUGGGGGAAGAACUGCGCUGGACAACUAGGCCUCAAUGACGAGCAAGACCGGGCUGUUCCCUGCCACAUCAAGUUCCUGCGGUCACAGAAGGUGGUGUACAUCAGCUGUGGAGAGGAACACACCGCUGCCUUGACAAAGGAAGGGGGUCUGUUCACAUUUGGAAACGGUUCAAGAGGACAGCUGGGCCACGAUUCCACCAACAACGAGCCUCUUCCACGCAGAGUUAUGGAGCUCAUGGGCACUGAGGUGUCUCAGAUCGCUUGUGGGCGGCACCACACCCUGGCGUUCGUGCCCUCAACGGGCCUGGUUUAUGCUUUCGGCUGCAACACUCAGGGCCAGCUGGGCACAGGCCUCAGAGGAAAUGCAAAGAGCCCACUUCCUGUCAGAAACAUCCAACCCCUGUGCAUUGGAAAUACAUACACAAAAGCCGAGCGCUACACCGUCAGUAAAAUUCACAGUGGAGGUGAUCACAAUUUCCUGUUGUUGUCUGCCAAGGAGGGUUUAUCUUGUCCUGAGGAUUUCCGCAUCAUAAAUAGCACCAAAAGCAUUGCUCUGAUUAAUUCUGAGAGUCUGGACAGCUGGAGGAUGAAGCUCCAUGACAACAGCGAUUCAAGCAUCACCAAUGACAUCAUACUCCUGUUGUCCUCAACUGCAUGUUGGAAUGCCAGCUUUUUGGACCAAAGUGAUGACGGACAUUUCAAGACAAACCCCAAAGUCCCAGGGAUCGAUUUCAAUGCCGUUAGGCUGCUUUUUGAGACGCUGAUGAAACCAGCCUUCGCAAGACUUUUGGAGCAGGCCACAAAGAGCUUUGAGAGUCUCCUAAUCCCCCAACUGCCCUGCUCUCCUCCUGACGUGGAAGCCAUGCGGAUCUACUUGAUCCUGUCCGAAUGUCCCGCUCUCCAGGACUCCAAAAACUACAUCUCUCUCACCAUCCCUCUAGCCAUGGCCAUCCUCAGAUUGGACGCCAACCCUAGCAAAGUGCUCGAUAACUGGUGGUCUCUGAUGGAUUGCGAGGUUUUCUCCAGACUAGUGGAGAUGUACAAAAGCAUCGUUGUGUUUCUGUUGACUGGCGGGAAGGCGCUUCUGGUGCCUGUGUUUCUGGAGAGCUACACCAGUGCCGCCCUUCGACUGCUGGAGAAACUUCACAAGGUCAAUCUGAAAGCCCAUCAUGUGGAAUACAACCACUUCUACAUCCCUGAUAUCGCCACCCUGGUGGACAUCCAGGAAGACUACCUCAAAUGGUUUCUGCGCAAAGCUGAUAUUAAAAUGCGAUACCCUCCAGUGCAGGGUUCUGUCACGUUAUGUGCCUAUCCGUUCAUAUUGAACGCGCAAGCCAAGACAACCGUGCUGCAAACAGAUGCUGAGCUGCAAAUGCAGAUGGCCGUGAGCGGCGCUAACUUGCACAACGUCUUCAUGCUGUUGACAAUGGAACCUUUGCUGGCAAGAAACCCUUUCCUUGUGCUUCACGUACGAAGGAACCACUUAGUCAGCGACGCUCUCCGGGAGCUCACAGUCUACAAUGACGUAGACUUGAAGAAGCCGCUCAAGGUCAUCUUUGAUGGAGAGGAAGCUGUGGAUGCUGGAGGAGUCACCAAGGAGUUCUUCCUGCUCCUGCUAAAAGAGCUGAUGGAUCCGAUCUAUGGCAUGUUCACGCAGUAUUCAGACUCCAAUCUGCUGUGGUUCUCUGAUAAAUGUUUUGUGGAACACAACUGGUUCCACUUGAUUGGGAUCAUUUGUGGUUUGGCCAUCUAUAACUCUACUGUGGUGGACCUGCACUUUCCCCUGGUGCUCUACAAGAAGCUUCUAGACGUUUCGCCCACUCUGGAUGACCUCAAAGAGCUUUCGCCUACAGAGGGAAGGAGUCUUCAGCAGCUGCUGGACUAUGAGGGUGAUGUGGAGGAGACCUUCUGUCUGAACUUUGCAAUUACGAGAGAGUAUUAUGGGAUCACAGAAGUUAAGGAGCUGGUACAGGGCGGGAAGAACAUCGCUGUGGACAAGACAAACAGGAAGGAGUUUGUUCAGGCGUAUCUGCAGUAUGUAUUCAGUGACGCCGUACAGGAGCUGUAUUCGGCCUUCUCCAGCGGUUUCCUGAAGGUCUGUGGUGGGGAGAUUCUCUCUCUCUUCCAGCCCUCUGAGCUUAUGGCCAUGGUGGUGGGCAACAACAACUACAACUGGGAGGAGAUGGAGAAGAAUGCCUCCUACAAGGGCGAGUUCUCUGCAUCCCACCCAACAGUUAAGAUGUUUUGGGAGGUGUUUCAUGAGUUUCCCUUAGAGAAAAAAAAGCAGUUCUUAUUGUUCUUGACCGGCAGUGACCGCAUCCCCAUCCACGGCAUGGCCAGUCUACGCAUCGUCAUCCAGUCCACUGCUGCGGAAGAGCACUACCUUCCUGUGGCUCACACCUGCUAUAACAUGCUGGACAUGCCCUGCUACCAGACCAAAGAGACCCUGCGGCACCGGCUCACACAAGCCGUGGAGCAGUACGAAGGAUUCAGUCUGGUCUGAGCAGGAACUACGGAGGUGGCUGUCUGUAUGCUGGCACUGCACUUUAAACCUGUGGAGAAAUGGAAACGAACGCUGCUCUCGCAUUUAUUUUACCACAGAAGAGCACGUCCAGAAUCUCAUGCGAGUAAAUCUAUAAUUUUCCUAUUUUUACAGACUUGACUCUUGACUUGCUUAUUUGGUUGCAUCUUGAGACGUGCACUUUUGUUUUGUUUUUUUCUAAAAUUUAUAUUUUUUAAAUGACAAAAAUAAAUUAUAAGAUUGGGAUUAGUUGAGUAGUUGGCAAAAUAAAUUAAAGACUUGACUUUCUUUAUAUUUUUUUUCUGAAUAUAAUUGUUUUUGAAUCAGAUUUCAAAACCGAUAGGUUGCUCUUGUCUAGACCAUGUUAUUUUGCCGUUUUGACUUUAAGGAAGGAAACAAAUUUGGAACAAAUUUACUAGUCUAAGCAUAUGAAAUGCCCACCAAAAGAUCUAUAUAUAACAGAUCCAUCACAACCCUCUAAAUUGGGGGCCCGUCCGGGUUCAAGAUGGUAGCGAUAACACAGCCCCAUCAGCACAGUACACCAUUACAGGCCCAAUACAUUAAAAGAUUUUAACUCGAGUAACCCCUUUUGUUUCUGAGCUUUACCCUUUCAGCUCGUGCUCAAAUCGGAAGUUAAGCAUUUUCGCACCUCCUGAAUCCAUUCCAACGGUUUUCCUUUUAUGUACAGUAGAAAGUAAUCAGUAUAAAAGUGUCUCUUAUUAAAGAUAGGCAUGCAUGAGCAUGUCAUGCCCAGCUGCUUUUCGGAAAUAUUUAAAUGAACUAAAUCAGAUUUCUCUUAGAAUGCUAUGGGGUUCAAUUGAGGAUGUGAUCCAGCAAUAACUACUGGUUGAUGUAUGACGUGUACUAGUUAUGGGAUUUUAAUUACGUUUUAAUCCAGCAAAUGUGAAUAUUCUAACAGCUGUGUUCUUCCAGUCAGUCCAUUGCCGCUUUCAGUUUAAUCCUUCUUGUUUCACAGGAAGGUCAUAUGCUGUAAAAUUUCGUUUUCUACUCACAUUUUCUUUCUGAUGUUGGGUUGCAAUUAAAAAUGGACCAGAGUUCCUCGGUGGUUUCUUGAGAUGGGGGAUGAUAAGGGACUGUUGAGACCACGGUGAUGUUUUGCAUCUAGCUGCAUGAGAUGUAUUUGUUUGUAUAUGAUGGAAGGCCAUAUAAAGAAGUGUUUCUAUCCAACCUAUUCCUUUCUGUCAAUGUAUGCAAACAAGGGCUUCUUAGUGGCUACUGAUGCAUUGUUAUUUUAGUAAAGUAUAUUUACUUUUAUAGCUUUCAAAUGGAAUAUAUUGUUUUAUCUAUUUUUUUCCAAAACAAUAAAAUUAUUUCACCUCAA